CACUCACUCACUCACUCACACGCACCAACCGGUUACAUUCGUCCGUGGAAACGCUGCGUGAGCGGUGUGGACGUCGCUCCUCCACUGUGCUUUUUUAAACAUCUUUUUUUGCCUUGUGACUUAGUGACAUUUAUAUUUAUAUGACCACUGUGGAUUUGUGCCGACGAGUGGCGUGGAUUUGUCUGGCUUGUGCACAUCCACUCAACGCUGGUGCUUUUUGUUAACUUUUCCACUGGAGGACUAUCACUUUUGGUUUUGGUUUCCACGGGAUACGGAAUCCAAAGUGGUGGACUUUUUAAAAAGAAAAACAUGAAGUCGUCGUGACCCCGCAGUCACAUUUGUUUUUUUUAUUUUAAUUUCAUUUGGAAGGGGAAAGACAUACGGAGUCCUUCCAGUGGGAGUUCCCACUUCCACUAUAUAGUUUCUGGACACAACUGGCACUGAUUUUUAUUUCCAUUUUUAUUAUUCUGGGUGCAAAAGAGAGACAAUAUGCCCCAGUUGUCAGGAGGCGGUGGCGGUGGUGGAGGAGACCCGGAGCUGUGCGCCACGGAUGAAAUGAUCCCGUUCAAAGACGAAGGAGAUCCACACAAGGAGCAAAUCUUCGCCGAGCUCAGCCACUCGGAGGAGGAGGGAGACCUGGCAGACAUCAAGUCCUCGCUGGUCAACGAGUCAGAGGGCAGCCCCAACAGCAACAGCCAUGAUGCGGUGAGACAGUCUCAAGACUCGUAUCAUGAAAAACACAGAGACCAUCCCGAUGACGGCAAGCAUCAGGACAUGUACAGCAAAGGCCAUCCCUACCCCAGCUACCCGAGUUACAUCAUGAUGGGCAACAUGAAUGACUCCUAUAUGACCAAUGGCUCCCUCUCGCCGCCCAUGCCCAGAACGUCCAACAAAGUUCCUGUGGUGCAGCCGUCCCAUGCAGUCCAUCCGCUCACCCCGCUGAUUACAUACAGCGACGAGCACUUCGCUCCAGGUUCCCAUUCCGGCCAUCACCCCCAGGAUUCCAAACAACAAGGAAUGUCGAGGCAUCACCCCGGACCAGACAUGUCCAACUUCUACUCUCUGUCUCCUGGAGGAGUCGGACAGAUCACGCCGCCGCUGGGAUGGUUCUCCCACCACAUGGUCCCUGGACCGCCAGGUCCACACGCUACAGGUAUCCCCCAUCCAGCCAUCGUCAACCCGCAGGUCAAACACGAGCCCCUGCACGAAACGGACAUCAUGCACAUGAAGCCCCAGCAUGAACAGAGAAAGGAGCAGGAGCCCAAAAGACCGCACAUCAAGAAGCCGCUAAACGCCUUCAUGCUUUACAUGAAAGAGAUGCGCGCCAAUGUGGUCGCGGAGUGCACACUGAAAGAAAGCGCCGCCAUCAAUCAGAUCCUGGGACGGAGGUGGCAUGCUUUAUCUCGGGAAGAGCAAGCUAAGUAUUAUGAGCUAGCCCGCAAGGAACGGCAGCUCCACAUGCAGCUCUACCCAGGCUGGUCUGCUCGAGACAACUAUGGAAAGAAGAAGAAGCGGAAGAGGGAGAAGAUGCAGGAGUCGGCCACAGGUACAGGACAGAGAAUGAAAACGGCGUACAUCUGAGACAAAUGGAGGAAAACGUAACAACUUCUCCACAUGCAAAGCCAAGGCAGCAGCUACGGGGCCUCUGCUGGAGAUGGAGGCCUGCUAAGAUUCCAUACUGAUCCUAUACUCCCACUUAUUACCUGACACCCCCCCCCCCCACUACCACCACUCUGUAAAACAGUAACCCCCUGCACUCCCCCUGCUGGAGAGACAUUGAACUGAACACGACAAUCACCAUUGGAGCACACGCUCACUCUGUCACCCACACACACUCCAUUUAAGUUAUUGUAAGUUAUUUGUCACCUCUUAUGUGUGCUUUGUUAGCCCCCGCCCCUGCGCCCCCCCUCCUCACUGGAUUCUUGAGACCAUUUUUGGGGUUGAGAGCGACCAAACACCUCUUGUAGAUUGCACUAAGGAGCAUGGAGGGAUCUCAUCUACCGUUCUUAAGUUGGACCAGCCAAUGUUAUCAUUUUAUUGACUUUUUGAGCCCUUUGUUUGUAAUGUGUAUUUUGGUUGUUUUUUUGUUUUUUUUUAAUAAAUAUAUAGUGCGAUAUGAUAAGCUUUGGACACAGGAAAGCCAUUUUUCUUGUUGAAGCAUCUUGCAGAAAAUGGAACCUUCUUUUUUUUUGAUAACUUUGUAAGGACAUGGUCAGAUGUCAAAUAACGCUCAGCGUGUGUGCGUGCGUGUUUUUCAGGAUAUUGUCAAUUUUCUUGGUAUUUUUGCAGGCAACAUUACGACAUGCAGGUGAGAGUAAGGCCUAUAUUUUAUUGUUGGACAAAAACAAAAAAGACAAAUGAAGCAGAUAUAUAUAUUUACCCCAGCACUUGGCAGACUGUCUUUUAUUGCAAUGGACCUUUUUGUCUUUAGUUCUUCUUCUGGUAGCAAAUAGUGUGCUCGGUUUUGUUUUUUUUAAACCCCUUUCUCCCCAUGCAAGCAUCUCUGUAAUAUUUUGAUUCUCUAUUUUACUAUUCCUCCAUGAUGAUGAUGAUGAUGAUGAUGAAUUUCUCUUUGUGUUGAUAUAAUUUCAGGUCACUGUCAUCUUGGGAGUAGCACUUUGCUUCCCAAGUGGUCAUAUUUGAACUGUUUCACUUGUUUUUGUUUUUUUAAGAAAAAAAUAAAAAGGCACCAUUUGCUCA
Doryrhamphus excisus (bluestripe pipefish) is the source of this 2700-nucleotide messenger RNA. It is a transcript of the gene lef1, whose product is annotated as lymphoid enhancer-binding factor 1. NCBI's taxonomy places the organism in Eukaryota, Metazoa, Chordata, Actinopteri, Syngnathiformes, Syngnathidae. Gene Ontology annotation, biological process: regulation of transcription by RNA polymerase II; canonical Wnt signaling pathway. Gene Ontology annotation, molecular function: RNA polymerase II cis-regulatory region sequence-specific DNA binding; DNA-binding transcription factor activity, RNA polymerase II-specific. The record is from RefSeq and is a predicted model, not a curated record. Gene Ontology annotation, cellular component: chromatin; beta-catenin-TCF complex.